AAAAAGGGAGGAAAAAAAAAAAAAAGUGAAAAAUUUUCGCGUGAAAUUUUGAAACGCCCACCAAAAACCAAUCCCAGCCCGCGCCUUCGAAGGCCUAAAAACACAAACUUUAAAAACGCCCAAAAAUUUUUCCCACACAAACACAAAAAUUCCCAAAUUUCGUUUUCUUCUCUCUUUUGCUUUCAUCAGUCAAAUCUCCCAUGGCGUCGGAAGCCCUAGAGGAGGAGAAGAAGAAGGCCGAAGACGGAGCUCCUGCGGAGGAGAAGCCGGAGGGCGAGAAAGUGGAGGCGGAGGAGGAGGAGGAGGAGGAGAAGGAUGAAGGUGAUGAGAAAGAAGAGGAUGCGGAGAAGGAGAAUGUUCCAGAAGGUUCUUCCGAGAAAGUAGUUGCGGAGGAGAACGAGGAGGAGAAAGCUGCGGAGGAGAAGGGAGAAGGUGAAGAAGGAGGCGAGGAGGAGAAAGAGAAGGAGAAGGAAGGUGAAGAGAGCGAGGAGGAGGAGGAGGAGAGAGAAGGCGAGGAAAAAGAGGAAGAAGAGAAGAAAGCGGAGAAGAAGGAUCUGGUUACUCCGGCGAGCGAUAGGCCGACAAGGGAGAGGAAAGUGGUAGAGCGCUACUCCGCGCCGUCGACGGGGAGGUCGCCGGCGAGCAAAGGGUUGUCAAUUGAAAAGGGUCGUGGAACGCAGCUCAAAGAAAUUCCAAAUGUGGCUUUCAAGUUGGGAAAGAGAAAAGCUGAUGACAACCUUCAAUUACUUCACACAAUUCUUUUUGGGAAAAAAGCAAAGGCACAUAGUUUGAAGAGAAAUAUUGGCCAGUUUUCAGGUUAUGUUUGGGUUGAGAAUGAGCAAGAAAAGCAGAGGGCAAAAGUGAAAGAGAAGCUUGAUAAAUGUGUCAAGGAAAAACUGAUGUAUUUCUGUGAAUUUCUUAAUAUUCCAAUUAGUAGGUCUACUACAAAAAAGGAAGAACUUUCUGCAAAAUUACUGGAGUUUCUGGAGUCCCCACAUGCUACUACUGAUGAGUUGCUCGCUGAUAAGGAACAGAAAGGCCAAAAGCGGAGGAGGAAGGUCACACCAGGCAAGGGUGGCAGUUCAGAAGCAUCUCCAGAAACACCUGCCAAGAAACAAAAAAAAUUGCCAAGUGCUGGGAAAAAGACAAAGAGUUCAUCCAAAGUUCAAGAAGAUGAGAAUAGUGAUAAAGCUGAAUCUUCAGAUGCAAAAGAUGAUUCUCAUGAGGAAGAUGAUGGUGAUUCAAUGAGCGAACAAAGUGUCCAUUCAGAUAAAUCUGAUGACAGAGAUGAUGAAUCAAAAGAUAAGUUGUCAAGUCCCAAAAGGUCAUCCAAAAAGACCCAAAAGGAGGGCUCAAAGUCGAAGGUUAAAACUGGAGACAAAGCUACACCCGUCAAAAAGAGCACUCCAGGGAAAUCGGACAAGAAAUCAGCAGAGUCUAUGAAGAAAUCUAAAUCUACCUCGAAAAAAGGUGGAAGUGAGGCUGAUGGAACUUCGGGUUCCAAGUCAAAGGGAUCUGCAUCGAAGAAACAGAAGAUUGAAAAGGAAAGCCAGAAGGACGCUAAGGUGAAAGUUGCAAGCAAAAAGUCAUCAAGCAAAUCUCCAGUAAAGGUUUCAGCCAAGGAUCAAGGGAAAGGUAAAAAUAGCAAAAAGGCCAAGGCAGCAGAGCCUUCCAAAAAGGAUUUGCAUGCAGUAAUUGUUGAUAUUCUGAAAGAAGUUGAUUUCAAUACGGCGACUUUAUCUGACAUUCUGAGGCAACUAGGUGCCCACUUUGGGGUGGAUUUAAUGCAUAGAAAAGCUGAGGUGAAGGAUCUAAUUACUGAAGUGAUAAACAACAUGACUGAUGAGGAAGAUGAAGGGGAUGAUGCUGAAGCUGGUGAUGAUACCGAGAAAGAUGGAGACAAGGAUGAGGAUGACGAUGAUGAUGCUUAGUUCGUCUGUGGCUCGGAAACUUGUAUAUUUUGCAAAUCAUAUGAUCCAUAUUUGUGGUGAAUUCAUUAGGUAGUUCAACUUUCUUUUAUAGGUUAUUAUCAUAUCAGCAGUUUCGGAUGAUAACUACCUUGGAUACUUCUGAACGUAGCGACCUUUUGCAGAUAAAUGUGCUCAACUGGGUUUGUUUGUACCAUAUCAAUUGACUUUUCUGUAGUGUUGAGCAGAUCUUAAUUUACUUAGAGUUAUAUAUUCUUUUUUUUUGGUAAUUUUUUUUUCCUACUCUAAAAUUGUUUAGUUGUAACUGUUAA
Morus notabilis is the source of this 2239-nucleotide messenger RNA. Its product is annotated as myb-like protein X. The record is from RefSeq and is a predicted model, not a curated record. NCBI's taxonomy places the organism in Eukaryota, Viridiplantae, Streptophyta, Magnoliopsida, Rosales, Moraceae. The transcript is spliced from 13 exons. Gene Ontology annotation, cellular component: nucleus. Gene Ontology annotation, molecular function: histone binding; DNA binding. The coding region runs from base 201 to 1931 and encodes 576 amino acids. Gene Ontology annotation, biological process: chromatin organization; regulation of double-strand break repair.